AUGUUUCAGGGAGAUGAACUAUCAUCACAGAGAAAUCCGAUUCUACUAGAUACAAAUAUUUCGCAUUUUCAAAAAAUAAUAAUCCUUCGGUGUACUCAAUUCAACGUAAAAAAUAACAAGUUAUUGGAUAUUGUCGUAUUUCAGAAUGCUUGGUCCGAUGCAUUUCGUAAUACAAAUAGUGCCAUCAAUCAUAAUGGCUUAAUUGCGUUAUAUAAGGCAGGAUUAGAAAGAACCGAUUAUAAUAUUCCGAAUUUUGCCAGGAAUUUAAAAAAGUAUAAAAAUCCGUACUCCACUCAAGAUUUAUUUGAUGCAGCAAAGGAUGUGGAUGCUUAUUGUGAUUUUAUUUCUAACGGUUAUAAUAAUGUUGGAACAAGAUGGAAUCAAGUUCAUAAGAUUGAACAGAUAUGUGAUUAUUUAGGAAUUACCAAAAAAGGAAGUGUUGAUUUGAUGUUGGACAACAUAUUAUUAGGUUUAAGAAAUGGGGAAAAUUCAGCUGAUAAGCAUAAUAAUGCGAUUUAA
Acaulospora morrowiae is the source of this 519-nucleotide messenger RNA. The record is from the annotation of a GenBank genome assembly. Lineage: Eukaryota; Fungi; Glomeromycota; Glomeromycetes; Diversisporales; Acaulosporaceae.